ACCUCGUUUCUCCGUUUCGAGUCCCGUGACUACUAACACUAAGACUGAGGUCUGAGGUGCCGGCCAAAGCCAUUUGCCAGCUUGUCACGCCGGAUUAUUUUUCAAAAACAAACGAAUGAGAGAAUAGUCUAUUUAUCUGUGUCGGUAUGGAGGUGCUCCUUCCCUGGGAGCUCAAACACCGGGCGUUCGCUUAACGAGGAAGCUGCUUCGGCUGGGGAAGCGGCCACAAAGAGGAGAAGAGAACCGAAAAGCAUUUGCCAACUCCCAACGGACUGUCACUCGGACAGCCAGAAGACAAAGAUGGAAAUUUGUGUGCCUGCCCAGAAGCCUGCUACUGUUGGUGCAGAAUCCUGAAGAAUUCUUUUUAACCCGAGUAAGCCAUUAUCCUGCAUGAGAAUUUAAGCAAGAUGGACUCUCAAAACAACUGCCCCCAUGUCCGUAUCCCAUGUCACAAUGAGCAAAGGGACAAAAAGAAGCGCUUCACUGUUUACAAAGUUAUUGUGGCUGUGGGCCGACAUGAGUGGUUUGUGUUCAGGAGAUACGCAGAAUUUGAUAAGCUUUAUAACACACUAAGGAAGCAGUUUCCUACAAUGAAUUUGAAGCUUCCAGCAAAACGAAUAUUUGGGGACAACUUUGAUCCAGAAUUUAUACAGCAACGGCGAGCAGGUUUAAAUGAAUUUAUUCAGAGAAUAGUUUCACAUCCCCAGCUUAGCAACCAUCUUGAUGUGAGGGCAUUUCUUCAGAUGGAUAAGCCAAAGAAUCUCUCUGAUCCCUCAGAAGAUGAAGAUGACAAAAACAACUCUACCUCCAGUGAUAUAAAUUUGGGACCAUCUGGAAAUCCUCAUGCUAAGCCAACAGACUUUGCUUUCCUGAAAUUAAUCGGAAAAGGAAGCUUUGGCAAGGUUCUUCUUGCAAAACAUAAACUAGAUGGGAAAUUCUAUGCAAUCAAAGUUUUACAGAAGAGAAUUAUUUUAAAUAGGAGAGAGCAAAAACACAUAAUGGCUGAGCGAAAUGUAUUGCUAAAGAACGUCAAACAUCCUUUUUUGGUUGGACUGCAUUACUCAUUCCAAACAGCAGACAAGCUGUACUUUGUACUGGAUUUCAUUAACGGAGGAGAGUUAUUUUUUCAUCUUCAAAGAGAACGCACCUUCCCAGAGCAGAGAGCACGAUUUUAUGCUGCUGAAAUUGCAAGUGCACUUGGUUAUUUGCAUUCAUUAAAAAUUGUAUACAGGGAUCUGAAACCAGAGAACAUUCUACUUGACUCAGAAGGGCACGUAGUUUUAACAGAUUUUGGGCUAUGUAAGGAAGGAAUAUCACGAGCUGACACCACAUCUACUUUCUGUGGGACACCAGAAUACCUUGCACCAGAGGUCCUGAGAAAGCAACCUUAUGAUAAUACAGUUGACUGGUGGUGCCUUGGAUCCGUGCUGUAUGAAAUGCUGUAUGGUUUGCCCCCAUUUUAUAGCAGAGAUACUUCAGAAAUGUAUGAAAAUAUUCUUCACAAGCACUUGGCUAUUAGGCCUGGAGCAACACCUGCAGCAUGGGAUCUUUUGGAGAGUUUGCUAGAAAAAGACCGAACAAAAAGACUAGGCUCAAAGGAAGAUUUUGUUGAAAUAAAAAAUCAUUCAUUCUUUUAUGUCAUUAAUUGGGAAGACCUUGUUCAAAAGAAGAUCCCUCCUCCAUUUAGUCCCAUUGUGGAUGGUCCAGAUGACAUUCGCAACUUUGAUCCUGAAUUUACAGAUGAAAUGGUUCCACAUUCUGUAUGCUGCUCCUCUGAACGAUCUAUUGUGAAUGCUAGUGUUCUAGAGGCAGAUGAUGCUUUUGUUGGGUUUUCUUAUGCUCCUCCUUCAGAAGAUUCAUUCCUUUAGAAGUGCUUAUUCACCAAACGGUUUAAUUAUAAAGUAAUAUAUAAAUCUCAGAUCAAGAUAUUUUAAAAUUGCCUUAAUUCCAAAUUGCCUUUAGCCAGUAAAGUCUUGAACUGUUAAAAUCUCCAAUCCAUUAGUCAUACUUACAUAGAUGCACUGAAAUGUUAAGUUAUGCAGUGGUUUUUGCAUUUCUAACUUCCAAAGCUACUUUCAUAAUCUGAAAAUGUACAAAGGUUACACUGAAAAAGCCUUACUUUUUUCUGUUUUUUUUUUUUGUUUUUUAAUAAUGUUUCUUUUUUUGUGUACUUAUUUAAAGCAAUGCAUAUUAAGUAUUGUGUACAUCAGUUGAUUUUAGCUAUAAAACUGUGUACUGCUUAAAUUCUAUUUAAAAUGUAUGUAAUCUUUAGCAUUUUCCUCUCUUUUUUUUUAGUUAACUUCAUGUUGUGAAAUAUUUUCUUUCAUUAUUUUGUAUUUUUUCCAAGUUGUCAUUAUUACUAUUAUAAGUGAAACAUUGUGUUUGUUUUGGCAUUUACUUUGGAGUGUGUUGUAUUUAAAAUGUCAGAAAAAUGAUUGUGGUCAGGUGUACAUUUUUAAACAGCUGUAUUCUAAACAGAGUCCACUUACAAGAAAUAUGUGUUUAUAAUAUAAGUGCUUUAUGAACUGUAUGAUAAGAGGGUAAAUAAAUACUGUAUGGCUUACUUUUCCUAUGACUUAA
Molecule: messenger RNA, 2580 nt
Organism: Polypterus senegalus (gray bichir)
Lineage: Eukaryota; Metazoa; Chordata; Cladistia; Polypteriformes; Polypteridae
Gene: sgk3
Product: serum/glucocorticoid regulated kinase family member 3
Exons: 17
Coding region: 408-1868 (486 amino acids)
Biological process (GO): protein phosphorylation
Molecular function (GO): protein serine/threonine kinase activity; ATP binding; phosphatidylinositol binding
Source: RefSeq, a predicted model, not a curated record